AAAAUUAUAUUCACGGUGCGGCACUACCUGCCGCCGGUGGUACCAUUUUUAUAGCAGAAAGUUCCGAUACCCAGAAUCCCAUACUUCUUUUCCUUUAAACAAAUACUAUAAAAGCUUUCAGCUUUCGCAAUCUUAUAGACGUGAAAUUGAUGUAACUAAGGAAAGCGUGCAUCUAAAAUGAGUGUUAAUGCAGGAAGAUCCUGAAAACAUGUUGUUGUGUAGAAAAGGUUCGAGGAACAACGACGCGGGGACAGUGCCGGUUUACCUUAACGUGUACGAUCUGACACCAUUUAAUGGGUAUGCUUACUGGGUUGGCCUCGGAGUUUACCAUUCUGGGGUACAAGUCCACGGUGUUGAGUAUGCAUUUGGAGCUCAUGAGUAUCCAACGACUGGAAUUUUUGAAGGGGAACCAAAACAGUGUGAUGGAUUUACAUUUAGGAAGACAGUUUUGAUUGGAAAAACUGAUAUGGGGCCAGGGGAGGUGAGAGCAGUCAUGGAGGAGGAGCUGGCAGGGGAGUACAGAGGGAAUGCAUACAAUUUGAUUACCAAAAACUGCAACCAUUUUUGCAAUGAUGCUUGCAUUAGACUCACUGGAAAUCCAAUCCCAAGUUGGGUUAAUCGGCUUGCUAGAAUCGGAUUUCUUUGCAAUUGCGUUCUUCCAGUGACUUUAAAUUCAACUAAAGUUGGGCAUCACAGAAUAGAAGAUAAGCCAUGCGAAGAAGAAAAGAAGAAAAUCAGAAGCGACUCAAACAGAGUCACUUCUUCUAAUUCUUCUUCCUCUUCAUCAUCGUCCCCUUCUAGCACUACAAUCCGCAGAGGUAGAAGCAGAAGCAGACGUGCUCUUCCUCCAUCUUCGCCUUUGAUUCUCAGUUCUUCAUCUUGAUGGUCAAUAUUUGAAGAUCAAUUUUUAAUUUGGAAAGGAAAAAAACAAAAAAAACAAAAAAACUCAGAAAAAUGAGGCAAAAUCAAAAUUUUUUUUUUUUGGUCAUUCUUUUCAUGGGGUCUUAUAAUGCCAACAUCUUCUUGUGAUAUGCAACAAAUACCUGAACAGGUGUAUGCUUUUGUUCUUUUUUGGGGGCAAGUCAUGAAAUGUCUAUGCAACAUUGUCAUAGUUGAACUCGAUUUGUUUGGUUUUCUUAUAGCUGAACAGCAUUGCCUUGGCGAAAUUUGAUGAUGUAAGGGAUAAUCACACCAUAUCAAGUGUGGUCAUCCUCACUCCAAAUCAUCUCCAUGGAAGGUGAUAACUUCCAUGGAGGUCAUGAAAAGAGAAACAAUGCAACUCUAGGUGAAGAGUUGCAUUGCAUUCUAUAAAUAUGGAAUGGGGUUAGAAAGUUUAAUACACAAUUUCAUUCUGAAAAA
Molecule: messenger RNA, 1359 nt
Organism: Alnus glutinosa
Lineage: Eukaryota; Viridiplantae; Streptophyta; Magnoliopsida; Fagales; Betulaceae
Product: deSI-like protein At4g17486
Exons: 3
Coding region: 188-883 (231 amino acids)
Biological process (GO): protein deubiquitination
Molecular function (GO): deubiquitinase activity
Source: RefSeq, a predicted model, not a curated record